AUGGCCCGACGGGCACAGGGCGACGGUUGGGCGACAUGGGGCGUGGCGGGAAGGCUGAGGGGCGAGGUGGGGAGGUGGCGCGGGGGCGGGGCGACCGAGCGGCAGGGUGGCAUGGUGGCAGGGCAGCGGCGGGGGGAGGGGUUCGUCCAAGCACAGCCCAGCAUGUCUAACCCAGCCGUCAAGCUGGCGAACCGGUGGUGGACGGGCCAUUUGGGCCUGCCGGAGCAGCCGUCCGGCUCGUCGGGCCCCAAUACCGAACCCCCUGCCAUCAAAGACCCGGAGCACAGCCCGGAAGGGGGGCCGCCGGCCGAACACGCCGAUGAGAACGAGUCCGGUGGAGGCGAGCCACGCGAGGGCGCCGUGGUCGUGGCUCCCAACCGGCGCCCCCGCGGCCGCCCGCCGGGCUCCAAGAACAAGCCGAAGCCGCCCAUCUUCGUGACGCGGGACAGCCCCAACGCGCUGCGCAGCCACGUCAUGGAGGUGGUCGGCGGCGCCGACGUGGCUGACGCCAUCGCGCAGUUCUCGCGCCGCCGCCAGCGCGGCGUCUGCGUGCUCAGCGGCUCCGGGACCGUGGCCAACGUCGCUCUGCGCCAGCCGUCCGCGCCCGGCGCCGUCGUCGCGCUCCACGGCCGCUUCGAGAUCCUUUCGCUCACAGGCACCUUCCUCCCGGGCCCCGCGCCGCCGGGAUCCACGGGGCUCACCGUGUACCUGGCCGGCGGCCAGGGGCAGGUGGUCGGCGGCAGCGUCGUCGGCUCGCUCAUCGCCGCCGGGCCAGUCAUGGUGAUCGCGUCCACGUUCGCCAACGCCACCUACGAGCGCCUGCCGCUCGACGAGGAGGAGGAAGGCCCGGCACCGCCGAUGCAGGGCGGGGCUGACCCGCUCAUGGGCGGUGGCCACGGGAUUGCCGACCCAUCGGCGCUGCCAAUGUUCAACUUGCCGCCGAACAACGGACAACUCGGCGGGGGAGACGGCUUCCCUUGGGCGCACCCGCGGCCACCGUACUGAUCGAUGGAAUGGAAUGCAAGCAAGCAAUAGGUAGCACGGCACAAAUGGCGGCACUGGCGUGCAUGGUUACUGUUCCAUUGGAGAUGGAGUGGCGCCAAUAGGUUAGUACAUAUGAUGAAGUGGUAAUUGAUUAGAGUACUUCAGUACUACUUUGUUAUCGUGAAAUUAUCAAAUGUGUGAUGUGUUUAUUGUACUUAAUUGAGCGAGCUAUAUAUAGCUUGCUCGGAUUUGUAUUGCAUGCAAUGUUUUUGAUUAUUUCUCA
Messenger RNA from Phragmites australis (common reed), 1267 nucleotides. Its product is annotated as AT-hook motif nuclear-localized protein 20-like. NCBI's taxonomy places the organism in Eukaryota, Viridiplantae, Streptophyta, Magnoliopsida, Poales, Poaceae. The record is from RefSeq and is a predicted model, not a curated record. The coding region runs from base 1 to 1005 and encodes 334 amino acids. Gene Ontology annotation, cellular component: nucleus. The transcript has 2 exons. Gene Ontology annotation, molecular function: DNA-binding transcription factor activity; minor groove of adenine-thymine-rich DNA binding.